Molecule: messenger RNA, 321 nt
Organism: Pisolithus orientalis
Lineage: Eukaryota; Fungi; Basidiomycota; Agaricomycetes; Boletales; Pisolithaceae
Product: bola-like protein
Exons: 2
Coding region: 1-321 (106 amino acids)
Source: RefSeq, a predicted model, not a curated record
AUGCUUUCGCUAACGAGGAGAAUAGUUGUUUCGAGGCCAUCCUGGCCGCGAGCACUCUCGACGUCAGUGACCGAUAUGGAGAAAGCCAUCAUCUCCAAGUUGACCGAGCGCUUUUCUCCGACAGAACUCGCGGUGCAAGACGUGUCAGGAGGCUGUGGUGCCUUUUUUGCAAUCAAAGUUGCAAGUGAGAAGUUCAGGGGCUUGCCAACAGUCAAACAGCACAUGCUUGUUACCGAAGUAUUGAAGAAAGAAAUCGGAGGAAUACAUGGAUUACAAGUACGUCGUCUCCAGUGCGCGGCUACAACAACCAACCGCUUUUGA